GCUUCGGGAACCUUCGCUGUGUCUGGCGGCUGCGUGGGGCGGCGACCACCUCAGUGCGAUGGCAGAUCACAGCCUGUGGACUCAAAUGACUGAACCUCCGGGCCGUGAUCACCCCUCACCGCCAAGCGGCCCCUCGCGUAACUCUCCACCAUCAGACGCCCCGCCCCAAUCUGCGCAUGCGCAGUCGCAUAGCAACGCCCCGCGCACACCCACCCGGGACCGCGGCUGCGCAUGCCCUUUAGGAACCGCCGCGCCUAUUGUGACGCUAUGGGCAGCGGAAGUGAGCGCCAGGCUCAGGGAGAGCGACCGUCUCAGAGCCGGCGGGGUUGUCCCGACAGCGGAGAACGCGUUCUCCAGCCCAGGAAGGGAAGACCUGUGAAGAAAGACACCGCGCUCUAGGAGGGACAAGCCCACAGGUCCUGGCUUGAGGACCAAGCUCUACCAGGUGGCCUGAGGAGGAGGUCUGAGGACCUGGAUGUCGUCAUUUGUGAGGACACCAGCAGAGUCUACGAGUUCUCCCCAGAAAUUUAGAGCAGCUCGAGAAGAGACCAGAGACACAGCGUCCAUCUUCCUGGCCAUUCCCCGAUCACAGGAGAAAAUGAUUAAGGACCAGGAACCACUGACGCUGGAGGAUGUGGCCGUGGACUUCACCUCGGAGGAGUGGCAGCUCCUGGGCCCCCAGCAGAAGAUCCUGUACAGGGACGUGAUGCUGGAGACCUACCGCCACCUGGUGUCCAUGGGGUAUGAAGUCAGCAAACCAGAUGCUCUCUCCAAGUUGGAACAAGGGGAAGAACCAUGGGCCAUAGAGGAACUCCACAGACUGGUCUGUCCAGAUACUGGCAAAAUUGAUAAUUAUCUUCAGGGUCACUGGGACAAUCAAAGAAUGUUGGAAGAUAUGGAACAAAAGCACAAACAAGAUACAUUUGGAAAUAUUGUUCCUCAAAGCGAAAGGCAUCUUCCUUUCAGGCAAAAUCAUGAUGUGUUUGACUUCUACAUGAAAACUCUGAAAUCAAAUUUAAGUUUAGUCAAACAGAGUAAAAGCUAUGAAACUAAGAACUCUGCUAAGUUGAAUGGAGAUGGAAAGUCAUUUUGGCAUGGCAAACAUGAUUUUCCUCCUGCAGUUAAAUUCCCUGUCAGUGCAAAACCCAUUAGCAAUAAGUCCCAGGUCAUUGAGCAUCAGGGGACUCAGGAGGCAGAGAAAGCCCACGUGUGCAGUGAAUGUGGAAAAAGCUUUGCUAGGAAAUCUCAGCUCACUGAUCACGAGAGAGUUCACACAGGAGAGAAACCUUAUAGGUGUAGUUUGUGUGCAAGAGUAUUCUCCAGAAAGUCCAGGUUCAAUGAACAUCAGAAAAUUCAUGAAAGAGAGAAAUCCUUUAUAUGCAGUGACUGUGGCAAAGUCUUCACCCUGAAGUGCCGUCUGGUUGAACACCAGCGAACUCACAGUGGAGAGAAACCCUAUGUGUGCAACGAAUGUGGAAAAGGCUUCCCAGGGAAGCGUAAUCUCAUUGUACAUCAACAGAAUCACACUGGAGAGAAAGGCUACAUCUGUGGUGAAUGUGGGAAAGGCUUCACUGGGAAAAGCAAGCUCAUCAUACACGAGCGAACUCAUACUGGAGAGAAACCCUACACCUGCAGUGACUGUGGGAAAGCUUUCACCACGAAGCACUAUGUCUUCAUACAUCAACGAAACCAUACGGGAGAGAAACCAUACGUGUGCAAUGAGUGUGGGAAAGGAUUCACCAUGAAGAACCGUCUGAUCGAACACCAGCGAACUCACACUGGAGAGAAGCCCUAUGUGUGCAGUGAAUGUGGAAAAGGCUUUACCAGGAAGAGUAACCUCAUUGUGCAUCAGAGAAAUCACACAGUAGAGAAAUCCUACGUAUGUGACGAAUGUGGAAAAGGCUUCACUGUGAAGAGCAUGCUUAUCAUACAUCAGCGAACGCACACUGGAGAGAAACCCUACACCUGCAGUGAGUGUGGGAAAGGCUUCCCCUUGAAGAGUCGGCUGGUGGUACAUCAGCGGACGCACUCUGGAGAGAAACCGUACAGGUGCGGUGAAUGUGGGAAAGGGUUCAUCGUGAACAGUGGGUUGAUGCUACACCAGCGAACUCACACUGGAGAGAAACCCUACAUAUGCAAUAAAUGUGGAAAAGGUUUUGCCUUUAAGAGCAACCUUACGGUACAUCAGCGGACUCACACUGGGGAGAAACCCUUUUCGUGCACCGAGUGUGGGAAAAGCUUCACCAUGAAACGCUAUCUCGUCAUCCAUCAGCAGAUUCAUACAGGAGGGAAACCCUAUCGGUGUGGUGAAUGUGGAAAAGGCUUUGCUGUGGAAACUGAGCUCCUUUCACAUCAGCAAAUCCAUGCUGGAGAGAAACCUUAUGUGUGCAAUGAGUGCGGGAAGGGCUUUCCUGUGAAAAGUCGUCUGAUCGUCCAUCUACGAACUCACACAGGAGAGAAACCUUUUGUGUGCAGCGAAUGUGGGAAGGGCUUCUCUUCAAAGAGAAAUGUCCUUGUACAUCAUAGAACUCAUACCGGGGAGAAGCCCUACGUCUGCGGCGACUGUGGGAAAAGCUUCACGGUGAGGCGCUACCUGAUGGCACACCGGCGAACCCACAGCGGAGAGAGGCCUUACGUCUGCCACGAGUGCGGGAAGGGCUUCACGGUGAAGAGCAACCUCACGGUGCACCAGCGGACCCACACGGGGGAGAAGCCCUACGUGUGCCCCGACUGCGGGAAAGGCUUCACCAUGCGGCACUACCUGGUGGUGCACCGGCGGACCCACACCGGGGAGAAGCCCUACAUGUGCGACGCGUGCGGGAGGGACUUCGCUGUGAAGAGCAACCUCGUCGUCCACCAGAGGUCUCACACGGGGGAGAGAUCCCACGUGUGCGGCGAGUGUGGCAGGGGCUUCGCCGCGAAGCGCAAGCUCACGCUGCACCAGCGCACCCACACGGGGGACAAGCUGUACGUGUGCGAGGCGUGCGGGAAAAGCUUCACCGCCAAGUGCACCCUCGUCAUCCAUCAGCGGACUCACACCGGGGAGAAGCCCUACGCGUGCGAGGCCUGCGGGAAGGCCUUCAGCCAGAGGGUCAGCCUCAGGCAGCACGAGCGAUGUCACACCGGGAAGACGCCCUUUGUCUGCGGGGAGUGCGGGAAGCAGUAUUCGCACAGAUACGGCCUCAUGACCCACCAGCGGAGCCACACGGGGGAGAAGCCCUACCAGUGCAGGGCGUGUGGGAAAGCCUUCGCCACCAAGUCGGUCCUCAACGUCCACCAGCGGACGCACUCGGGGGAGAGGCCCUACGGGUGCGGCACGUGUGAGAAAGCCUUCUCCCAGUUGUCGCACCUUGUUAAGCAUCAGAAAACGCACGCAAGACAAAUGGUAGAUUCAUUCAAGUCGGGAAUUCCUUUAACGAGAGUCACAGGGGAGUCACCUGUGAGUGAAGUCGUGCAGAACAACACACCUAUUAAUGCCAUUUCUGUGGAAUGCCUUCUCGGCCUCGUUAAACAUCGGUGUUUCUGGCAGGUCAGAAUGCAGACACGGCAAUGCCUAUUGUCAAAGGUGUGUCCUGAGGCGAUGAACUUGGUGCCCAGGAGGCUGACUUGGUGAAUUACAGUGACUGUGGCAGUGCCCUGACCAAUCCUUACCUCGCAUUUUCUGUCAGUGAAAACAUGUUGGAAAAACUUGGACAGGUCCCAUGUGAAUAUGCCUUUCCAGCUUCAUUAUAUGUCUCA
This is a messenger RNA of Pipistrellus kuhlii (Kuhl's pipistrelle), 3738 nucleotides long. RefSeq names its product zinc finger protein 432. Bases 476 to 3613 code for a protein of 1045 amino acids. Gene Ontology annotation, cellular component: nucleus. The transcript has 8 exons. Gene Ontology annotation, molecular function: RNA polymerase II cis-regulatory region sequence-specific DNA binding; DNA-binding transcription repressor activity, RNA polymerase II-specific. The record is from RefSeq and is a predicted model, not a curated record. Lineage: Eukaryota; Metazoa; Chordata; Mammalia; Chiroptera; Vespertilionidae. Gene Ontology annotation, biological process: negative regulation of transcription by RNA polymerase II.